CCAUGCAGAGAUAUGUCUCCAGAAUGCUUGAAGCAAUCCUUGCAGAUGGCAUUACCGGCCUUUGCAAAUGGCAUUCCUGAGCUGGGUAUAGAAGCCCUCGACCCCUACAUAUUGAAGGAACUAAGUUUGAAACUACCCGGAGGGAUCGAUAUAGCCUUUAGUCACGGUUACGCCAAAGGACUAAAGAAGUGUAUUGUUGAUUUUGCAAGGUACGACGAAGAUACGUUUGAAGCGCAACUACAUUGUAAUUUGACCAUUAAAGGAAAAUACAAGUCUUCUGGGAGACUUCUCGUGUUUCCUAUUGAUGGAGACGGAGAGUCUACUAUUAAGUGCAAUAACAUCAAACUACACGCUAUCCUUAAGCUGGGAACACAAGUGAAGACAGAUGGACAAAGUUACUUAUAUGUGAAGAGUUCUAGUUUCGAUCACAGCUACGAUGGGAGAGUCAGCUAUAGUAUGACAAAUCUUUUCAAGGGAAGUCCCGAAAUAAGUAAUGCAGUUCUGGAGUUCAUGAACAGCAAUUGGAGAAUGGUAGCCGAAGAAUUCGGUACUCCUAUGGUGGAUUACGGCGUGAAUUCAGUACUGAAAAAUAUUAGGAGGCUCUUCGAAGUCGUGCCUAUUAAUGAACUGAAGAGACUGUAAAUUGUGCAAUGUGUUGCAAAGUGAAACUUAUGUAAUUUAAUAUACUAUGACAUUAGUUGGUAUACCUAUUCUUGUCGUUUUAUACUUACAAUCCUUUAUGAGUAUUUUACAAAAGGUUUGUUUGUGGUAAGCCCAAUGUACUAUA
Messenger RNA from Helicoverpa zea (corn earworm), 787 nucleotides. Its product is annotated as circadian clock-controlled protein daywake-like. Bases 13 to 642 code for a protein of 209 amino acids. The transcript is spliced from 4 exons. The record is from RefSeq and is a predicted model, not a curated record. Lineage: Eukaryota; Metazoa; Arthropoda; Insecta; Lepidoptera; Noctuidae.